GGGGUUGUUUAUCACCAUCCAUGAUAAAGGCCAUAUUGCAACAAUGCUAAACUCUUGGCCUGAAGAAAAUAUUAAGGCUAUCGUGGUGACAGAUGGAGAGAGGAUUCUCGGUUUAGGAGAUCUAGGAAGUUACGGCAUGGGUAUCCCAGUGGGGAAGCUUGCUUUGUACACAGCUUGUGGUGGAGUUCACCCACAACAGUGUCUCCCUGUCCUGCUGGAUGUUGGCACAGACAACGAGGCUCUCCUGAGUGAUCCACUCUAUAUUGGACUGAAACACAAGAGGGUUCGUGGGAAACAGUACGACGAACUGAUUGAUGAGUUUAUGCAGGCAGUUACCAACAAGUACGGCAUGAAUUGUCUGAUCCAGUUUGAAGAUUUUGCCAAUGCUAACGCUUUUCGUCUUCUCAAUAAAUACCGCAACAGAUACUGUACAUUCAAUGAUGAUAUUCAGGGCACUGCGUCUGUUGCAGUCGCUGGCAUCUUUGCAGCCUUAAGGAUCACAAAGAACAAGCUCUCUGACCAUAAGUUUGUUUUCCAGGGGGCUGGAGAGGCUGCAAUGGGCAUAGCUCAUCUCAUCCUCAUGGCCAUGGAAAAGGAAGGAAUUUCACGAGAGAAUGCCAUCAAAAAAAUUUGGAUGGUGGACUCCAAGGGACUGAUUGUGAAGGGCAGGAGCCACCUGAACCAUGAGAAAGAAAUGUUUGCCCAGGACCACCCCAGUGUGAACACACUGGAAGAGGUUGUGCAGAAAGUGAAGCCUACAGCAAUUAUAGGUGUCGCAGCCAUUGCAGGAGCCUUCACUGAGAAGAUUUUGAAGGACAUGGCAGCCUUCAAUGAGAGGCCCAUCGUGUUUGCCCUAAGCAACCCCACAAGUAAAGCGGAAUGCACAGCGGAGCAGUGCUACCGCCUCACCGAGGGACGGGGAAUAUUUGCAAGUGGGAGUCCAUUCUCAAAGGUAACCCUGCCCAAUGGACAGACCUUCUUCCCUGGCCAAGGAAACAACGCCUACGUCUUCCCAGGAGUGGCACUGGGAGUCAUCGCCUGCGGAGUCCGGCACAUCUCUGACGAUAUCUUCCUCAUCACAGCAGAGUCUAUUGCUGCCGAGGUGACAGAGCAGAAUCUUGCAGAAGGAAGACUCUAUCCCCCCUUGGACAGCAUCAGAAAGGUGUCUCUCAAAAUCGCUGUGAAAAUUGUUGACUGGGCCUACAAGCAUGGUCUUGCUUCUUGGUACCCCGAGCCAGCAGACAAGGAAGCCUUUGUGAAACAGCUCGUUUACAGUCCUGAUUACGAUUCGUUUGUUAUUGAUGAUUACAGGUGGCCCCCCGCAGCCAUGCAAACACAAGAUGUAUAAGUUUUUGUGAGAACUGUUUUCACAUUUUUUCCAUCAGUUCCCAUGGUUCAUAUCAUUGCUGGUAUAAAUGCACCUCCAGGCUUGCAGAAUGAUAAAAGUAAAUGAAUCCAA
Molecule: messenger RNA, 1459 nt
Organism: Fulmarus glacialis (Northern fulmar)
Lineage: Eukaryota; Metazoa; Chordata; Aves; Procellariiformes; Procellariidae
Gene: ME3
Product: malic enzyme 3, NADP(+)-dependent, mitochondrial
Exons: 11
Biological process (GO): malate metabolic process; pyruvate metabolic process
Cellular component (GO): mitochondrion
Molecular function (GO): NAD binding; malate dehydrogenase (decarboxylating) (NADP+) activity; malate dehydrogenase (decarboxylating) (NAD+) activity
Source: RefSeq, a predicted model, not a curated record